ACCAAUUAGGGACAAAUGGAAAGAAAAUAGAGUCAUAGUGUUUCGUGCCAAGACAUUAUACUUAUGAGUAGCUAGCAACUAGUAAUAGCAAAGCAAAAACAACUCAACCCCUUCCAUAGCUUUCAUCUCAAAGAACUCACUCAUUGCCUUUUCCUUAUCACUUCUUUUCUCACCCUUUAACAAUGCUUAAUAUCUUCCUUCCUUCUCACCAUCACUAACAAAUUCUCUACAAACACACACAUCCAUGGAGUUUAACCUUGAAAACCCUCUUGAAAACUUUCAUGACCUUCCUAAUUCUCAAUGUGUUUCUUCCCUUUUCCUCAUUGAAUCUGACCAUAUCCCUCCACAAACUUACUUCCAAACCCUCAAAUCAAACGAGUUUGAUGCCUCACUUAGAACUGAUUUCAUCUCUUUAAUCUCACAGUUGUCAUGCACCUUUGAUCCAUUUGUGACUUACCUAGCCAUCAACUAUUUGGAUCGCUUCCUAGCUAACCAAGGAAUAAUGCAGCCAAAACCAUGGGCCAACAAACUUGUUGCAGUAACAUGUUUUUCUCUAGCACUAAAAAUGUUGAAAACAGAGUACUCUACCACUGAUGUUCAGGGUCAUCUGAAUCAUGAUGAUGGUGGAUUCAUUUUUGAGACACAAACGAUAAAAAGAAUGGAAGCACUUGUGUUAGGAGCAUUACAAUGGAGAAUGCGUUCCAUUACUCCAUUCUCUUUCAUUCCUUACUUCACCAAUUUGUUUAAUCUUGAUGAUAAUAUAACAUUAAAGGUUCUCAAAGAUCGAGCUUCUCAAAUUAUAUUCAAGUCACAAAAAGAUGUAAAGGUUUUGGAAUUCAAGCCAUCUAUAGUUGCUGCUUCAUCCCUUCUUUAUGCUUCACAUGAAUUGUUUCCUUUUCAAUAUCCAUGCUUCUUGGGAACAAUAUCCAAUUCUUCCUAUGUAAAUAAAGAAAGUGUUAUGGAGUGCUAUAAUGUAAUACAAGAUAUAUCUAAGUUGGAGUACGAAUCAAUGUUUAAUGCAAAUUCAAGUUCAGGCACACCAGUUAAUGUGUUAGACGAAAAUUUUCUAAGUUUGGAAAGUGAAAAAACCAAUGGAACAAAUCUUGAUCCAACUACAAUGAAACAAGAGAAGCAUUUCAAAAGGAGGAAAAUUUAAUCAUAAAUGCUGAAGUACUCAAAAAAGAAGAAGAUACCAACAUUUAAUUCUCAUGGUCCAUCCAAGAACAGUUAAAAAAUUAAUACAAUAAUAUGAAGAGAUAGAUAGUGAUGGAAUUAAUGGGAAUGAGAAAAAAAAAUCAAUGUAACGUGAUUCUUGUACGGAUUUUUCAUUAAAUCUUGUGAUUGUGAAAAAGGAGCAUGCAUGAAAAUAUUGGAAUUAAAAUUUUCUCUUUUUUUCCUAUGAUAGAGGAAACAAAAAGACAAGAUGUAGCUUUGAAUUGUUUUGUAUUGUCUGAUUUGUAGUGAAGUGUGGUUCUGUCUUUUAGCUUAUGGCAGAGGAAUAAUAGUGUAGUAAUAGUGAAACAGCAAA
Messenger RNA from Lathyrus oleraceus (garden pea), 1528 nucleotides. Its product is annotated as putative cyclin-D6-1. The transcript has 6 exons. The record is from RefSeq and is a predicted model, not a curated record. Bases 245 to 1156 code for a protein of 303 amino acids. NCBI's taxonomy places the organism in Eukaryota, Viridiplantae, Streptophyta, Magnoliopsida, Fabales, Fabaceae.